This is a messenger RNA of Neocloeon triangulifer, 2149 nucleotides long. It is a transcript of the gene dup, whose product is annotated as DNA replication factor Cdt1. NCBI's taxonomy places the organism in Eukaryota, Metazoa, Arthropoda, Insecta, Ephemeroptera, Baetidae. The record is from RefSeq and is a predicted model, not a curated record. Bases 517 to 2043 code for a protein of 508 amino acids. Gene Ontology annotation, cellular component: nucleus. The transcript is spliced from 5 exons. Gene Ontology annotation, biological process: mitotic cell cycle; DNA replication preinitiation complex assembly; DNA replication checkpoint signaling. Gene Ontology annotation, molecular function: DNA binding; DNA polymerase binding.
UUGAUUGGAUAAAAGUGACGUGUUUACAAUUCUUCCGCGAAGAUAUUACGCUUCAAAACCGAAAAAACAGUGGGGUAGAUCAGUUUUUUCAGUUUAAAUAAGAGAUAUUUGUUUUAAAACUUUUUACAAUGGACAUAUUUUGAGUCCUUGCUAAAUUCCGCGUCGAUUGAUGUGUAUAUCAUUAUUAUUUGACUGAUAAAUAGCAUUGAAAAAUAAGAACAAUUGUAAAAUCUAGGGUUGCUUGACUUCGGCGCUCGGAGGCCGUGACGUCAUCGCGCGCCGUGAACACAAUUUUUCGCGACGUAACCCCUGACGAUUAUCAGAACUUGAUUUUUCAUUUUUACAAUAAUCAUUGUUCAGCCAUAACACCCUUAAAAGCUAUGCCAUCAUUGGCCAAUAAAUGUGACGUCACGGGCGAACGAAAUCUGAUUGGUCGGCCGCUGAAGUUUUCCCGCUUUUGAGACUGGUUGACAACAAAAUUGAGGGCCGCUGGAAAAUCAGGAAAAACAGCCGAAAAUGUCGUCCCAAGCGAGUAUUACGAAUUUUUUCGGCAGCAGAAAAAGAGCGGCGACCAACUCGACGCCCAGCAGGUCAAAACUUUUGAUUUUGGAGGCUCAGGGUGCGGCCAAAAAGAAGCUCAAGACGAUCGCCGUCGACGUCACACCAAAGCAAGCAGACACCGUUUUGGAAAAGGUGAAAGAGGCGCCGAGAAAGGCAACGGAGAAACCGGAGAAGGCCAAGGCGUCUCGCUCCCUGAAUUUUGACGAGCUGAAGAAAAGGAUUCGAGAAAAUGCACCUGCCAGGGAGAAGCUUAAAGCUAGUCUGGAUAAGUUCCAAAAGCUGGACGCCAAAUUGCAGAUCAAACCGUUUGAAGAGCCCCUGGAAUUUGAUGUUCCUGAGAGCCCAAUUAAGAAGCCGAUCUACGCAAGUCCCUUGAAAAGCCCAGCCAAGUCUCCUGUGAAGAGCAUUUUGCCACAAUCGCCAAUCAAGGCUCGUGUUAGUCUCAAAUUUGAGAGUGAGAAGGAGGGCCUUAUCCUUCCUCAGUCCUACCAAGCUCUGCACUCCUCCUUUAAGGCCAUGGACGUUGCUGCAUGCAUGCUCGAGAAUCGGAAGGAGACGGUGACGCUGAGCAAAGUUUCCACUGCGGUUGAGCAAAUUUCCAGGAGGAACUUUGGCAGAGAAAAACUUGGACAAAUCAAGACUGUGGAUCCUGCUUGUGUUGACUGCAAACUUGUUAAGGACGACCUGGAACUCAACAUGAAUUUCAUCAAGGACGCUCAAGGCAAGUCCUGGUCUUGUCUUCCGGAGAGAGAAAAAAGCUUCCGUGCCAAACUGAUUGAAAUAGUUAAGACCUACCAUCAGGAAUUCCUGAUGCAACUGAGACCACCUUUAGAAAUUGCUCCAGAAAAAGUUGUCAGGUGGCACCCAGAGUUUGAACCAAAUUUGGUUCCAGAAAUUAAACCAUCGCCUUUGCCAGAGGCUAACAAGAACAAAAUUUACACAGCUUCGGAAGUGCUUGAGGCCAACUCUUGGCUCAAGUCCAACACUCGUGUUGCACAGGCCCUGGCUAAAUUGCAAGACGAAAAGAAGGACGAGAAACCUGAGGAUGCAAAGGCUGAGGAACCUCCUCUUAACCCUUGCUUCAAAGGAUUGCCAGCUUCUCUUUUGGCCAAAGUUCGGCAGAAACAGGCUGAGAAAGCUCGAAUUGCCUCUCUGGCUAUAAUGCGUCCCUCUCACCAAGAGAAGGAAGUCCGACGUAUGGAGAGACUUCCUGUGCUUGCCAAGUACAUGAGGAACAUCUUUGUCAGUGAGAAAAAGUCUGUGUUGCGGAUGGACUUGCUCAUACAGCGACUUUCAAACUGUUUCCCGCACCCACUGCCUAAUGACGAGUUCCAGCAACACAUUGAUCUUAUCCUAAAAGGCGCUCCUCACUGGGUCGAGAAAAUUUCCCUCAGAAGAGAUGUUUAUGUGAGGGUUGUUAAAGAUGUUGAGUUUGAGCAACUCCAGUCGACUCUCGAAAAAAUGCAGACCCAUAAUAACUGAUUUAUAACAAUUGACUUUUGGACUUGUUUUGUAUUUUACAAAAUGUGUGAUUUUUGUAAUUAUAUAUUGAUGUUUUUCUGUGAAAAUAAAAGUUGCUAGAUUUCAA